Messenger RNA from Microthlaspi erraticum, 330 nucleotides. NCBI's taxonomy places the organism in Eukaryota, Viridiplantae, Streptophyta, Magnoliopsida, Brassicales, Brassicaceae. The record is from the annotation of a GenBank genome assembly.
AUGAGAUGUGUUGUUGGGAAUGGAAACUCUAUAAGUGCUUGGGUGGAUCCAUGGCUGCCAACACAUCCACCGAGAGCACCAACUCCAAAAAAUGCAGAGGUACAACAGUGCUUAAUUAAAGAUUGGUUUAACCCAAUAGGACCAGGUUGGAAUGAGAGUGUUAUCCGAGAUCUGGUAUCAGAGGAGGAUAUACCGUUGGUUUUAGCUACUCGUCUUUUGUCCACAAGCAGGAAACGACAUGAUCGGAUGGCAUUACAACAAGAACGGCAUAUAUUCUGGUUAAAUCAGCAUAUUGGCUCGCAACACAUUUACCGGAAUCCCAGGCUAUAG